CUGAGUGUGUAGGAAGGAGUGCAGUUGACGUAUCGCUGAUCUCUCUCAGACACACGGUGGAAAGCUUGCAGUCUGCUGUGAUCAACAUGUUGUCUGUGCAUCUGUACUCACCCAAUGUUAUAUUAUUUGUUCUUCUAUCUUCUGCUUCACUCACUGGUGCACAGGAGGUUGUUACAGCAUCAAGAGGAGAGACUGUCGUCCUGCCGUGUUCUUCACCAUUUGAAUACAGUUAUAAGGUUAAUUUUAAGUGGAGUAAGGCUGGAGAGACAGUUCCCUGUAAUUAUUAUAUUGAAAAAAACAAGACUGGUAGCAGUAAUUGCAAGUCUCGGUUUAAAGUAAAUCCAGAACCUUUCGGACUGACUAUAACUGAUGUAAGAAGCAGUGAUGCUGGUGUUUAUAACUGUUCUAUAACCAAAGUGCUACCACCACCAGUAGAGGAUAAAUCUUCAGUCAUUAUUCUUGAAGUUUCAGCAGAUCUUACUGUGGAGCAGAUGAACAGCAGUGAUCUCAGCUGUGUGGAUCUGCUCUGUUCUCUGGAGGGUUUGAGUCCAGAGCAGAUAAACUUCACCUGGACCAGAGGAUCUGAGCUCCUUCAUCACCAGAACGUCCCAACCAGCAUGAACAGCUCGCUGCAUCUGUGUAAACCAAACUGGGCAAACGGAGACACGAUCACCUGCCACGCCGACUACUCCAGCACCCACACACUCUACAGCCAGAACAUCACACUCACAUGCAGCACAAAAGAGUGCAGUCCAAAUCCUGAGAUUCCCUGGCUGCUGAUUGGCUCGGUUGUUGGUGCAUGUGUAGGACUGCUGCUCCUCAUCCUCCUUGGCAUUGCCUUCUUUAAAUGUAGGAAGAAAGAAGAUCCCACAGGCUCCAUAGUCUUCAGCAAUAAAGUCUAUGAGAACUUAAAUUUCUUCACGCCCAGACCCAACACUGCACCCGGUUCUACAAUGAAUCGUAGACCCAACCCACAGGGUGAAUGUCAGACUCAGAGAGAAGAGUGCAUCUAUGAGAAUUAAUGAGAACUGUUGGGACACUUGAGUACCACUGUUUGUGUGUGUGUACGUGUGUACGUGUGUGUGUGUGUGUGUGUGUGUGUGUGUGUGUGUGUGUGUGUGUGUGUUUUUGACUAGACACUUUAUAUUAUUUUCUCACGCAACGAAUGCAAAGACACUAUCAGAGUUCCUCUGUGCAUGCUGUGCCUCUGCAAGAUACAGGUUUGUUUUAAAGUAAUUAUAUCAUUAAUCGUAUAUCUGUGUAUUAUUUUGUUACUUGAAAAUAAAUGACAAAUGA
Messenger RNA from Astyanax mexicanus (Mexican tetra), 1296 nucleotides. RefSeq lists its product as uncharacterized. Bases 87 to 1022 code for a protein of 311 amino acids. The transcript has 5 exons. Gene Ontology annotation, cellular component: membrane. NCBI's taxonomy places the organism in Eukaryota, Metazoa, Chordata, Actinopteri, Characiformes, Acestrorhamphidae. The record is from RefSeq and is a predicted model, not a curated record.